Molecule: messenger RNA, 2154 nt
Organism: Seminavis robusta
Lineage: Eukaryota; Bacillariophyta; Bacillariophyceae; Naviculales; Naviculaceae
Source: the annotation of a GenBank genome assembly
CGACUCUCUGAAGUGAUCGUUGGCUCCGUUUUGCCGUUUUGCCGCUCGGCAUACCAGUACGGCUGUACUUGCAGUCAGUCCGAAGGUGAUGGCUGGUUGUGCUCUGUUAAUUCAUCGAUCCCACAAAAAGUUAGAUUGGCAAAAGAAUAAUCAUGUUGGUCAAUGCAAGCAACAAAGAGGAGCUCGAUGGUGGGCUCAGUCCAUCCUCCAGGUCGAAGUUCGACUACAAUGGUAGAAAGUCAAGACGGUCGAGCGAUGGGGUGGACGACAAGUACGGGAGAAUCUCGAGCAAAUUGUUUGCAGGAGUGAAGCAGCUCGCCGCCAUGCCGAGAAAUAGUAGUACUGGUGAGCUCAAAAUCUGCAGCACGAUAUCACCGCGCCAAGAGCAUCAUGACGUUGCUUUGAUGGGAGGCAAGAUGCAAACCAAAACUUCCGAUUUAGAGCUUUCGGAUUGCAUACAAAACCUGGUCAAGGCAGCCAUGCAGAAUCUUGAAGAGGUUCAGAAGGCACAAGCUGAAGGCCAAAAGAGCGGAGAUCAGGAGAGCAGAGGUCAGGAGACACAAUCUCAGUCUCCAAGCCGGAAAACUUCCAAGCCAAGCGAGAGGAAGAGAGAAGAGAGGAACAAGAAAGGAAACGAUGGCGGGGCCAAGAGCAAGUCAAUCAGGCGAAGCAAGAGUCACGGCCUGCAUGACGAAGAAGCUCGUAAGAAAGGCAUCAGGCGAAGUAAGAGCCAUGACCUGCCGGACGAAGAAGCUCGUAAUAAGAACAUCAUCAGGCAAAGUAAGAGCCGUGACCAGCUGGAAGAAGAAGCUAGUAAGAAAAACAUGAGGCGAAGCAAGAGCCAUGGCCUGCUGGAGGAACCUCGCAAGAAAGACAUGCGACGUUCCAAAUCAGAGGACACAAAUCUGAACAAGCCUGGCUCAAGCAAAAAGCCCGAAGGAGGUACUCCUUCUCCUUCGUCAGCCAAGAGAUUCCUUCGCCGAGUCAAUCGAGGCUCGAUUCAGAACACCCAGAGCACGCUCGAGGGGGACUCCAGUGCCACCAACACUCCCACCGGAUGUAGCAAGCGUCCUACCAGGAGGGCGAGACCAUCACCGGCAGGAACUCACACGUCUCGUAUCACCCGAAGGCGUUCCGUCACAGCACUUUCUAGUCUUGUUGAUGGCGGCGCACCAAACAGCAAUGAGUCGGCAGGAACUCCGACGAGGCGCUGCUCAACCCGAAGACGUUCGGGCAGGGCACUUGGUGGUCUUGAUGGCGGCACACCAAACAGCAAUGGGGCCCCCAGACGACAACGCCGGACAGGCCAUAGCGUGCUCAACAGUCAGAUUCGUCAGUCGCUGGGGGGCACAGUGGUAGCAACAGUCCCCAACGUGCACGACAAGGACUUGGAUGACGAAGAAGAAGACGACGACAAGAUAGCUGCACCGGUGAGCGAGCAAGACCAAGACCUGGAGGACGAGGAAGAUGAGGAAGAUUGUGUUGUAGAGUCCGAAAUUGUCUCAUCUGGCAUGAACGAAGGCCUAUUCAAGCCUUACGCGGGCACUCCUACUACCAGCACGAAAGCAUCUGAAUCGAGCACGAAACUAGAUCUGUCCUCGCUGGAUUCGCUUCAACAGCGUUCUACCCAUGGCAUGCGCCCUACUUCUUAUCAUGGCCGUUUGUCGUCCAAGUUUCAAGAGCAACCCAAAUCAAUCUUGUCGCACUCCUCAUCUUUUCAGGGGCGCAAUGCGUCAGUGACAUGGGCGGACCAAGAGGCGCUCACGGCAAGUUCUUUCCACGGAAAAGCGAACGCGACAUGGAAGGAUACUACUAGACGGACAUCUUCAACAAUCGGGAGCCGCCCGUUUAGUGGGAUUGUCACUACAGCGGAUGAACGGACAGUGCUCCGCAAGAAUGGAGUCGUAUUGCCAAUGGUGCCGGGCGCAUCAAGAAGCAAUAGUCUGACGACAAAGACCGGGGUAGCUUCGAACGAGAGCCUGCUGUUUGUGCCCAAGGGCACGUUCGGGGAUCUGAGCGAUGGUAACGAUUCGGAUCUGGAUGAGUACGAUGAAUUUGCCUAGUUGCCGAACUGCGAAGUUGCAGGCCACGAAAGAGACUAGCUAGCUAGAUUGUAGAAUGAUAUUAAAACUUGUAAAACUCAUAGUGGACAUC